CGAAGUGACUGCCACGUUGCUUUAUCCCUCCACACUCUGUUUCCCACCUAAAAAAUCUGAUCUCAUUUCACGCCCCCCACCAUCGCUGCACUGAAACCUAAACCUCCAAUUCCAAUUCCCAGGCCAAGAGCGACUCACAUUUCCGCCAUCCAAAACCCACAUAAGAAUUCACGGAGAUAGACAGAUACCGAAAGAGACAGAAUUGUUCAAGAUAGUAAAAAAAACAAUGGUUUUCUCGGCGGUAAUAUCAUCCUCACCAAAUCUCUACCUGCGGAGAAGAGUACCCACAAACCUUAAACCACCAUCAAUUCGCUGCUCUUCUUCUUCGGUUUCGACCCAGUUCGAUCUGAAGACGUACUGGGCGACCUUGAUUGGAGAGGUUAACCAGAAGCUGGAGGAGGCUAUUCCGGUGCAGUACCCGGAGAAGAUCUACGAGGCCAUGCGGUACUCGGUGCUGGCCAAGGGGGGCAAGCGAGCCCCACCCGUCAUGUGCGUCGCCGCCUGCGAGCUCUUCGGCGGCAACCGCCUCGCCGCCUUCCCCACCGCCUGCGCCCUCGAAAUGGUUCAUUCGGCUUCACUGAUACACGACGACCUUCCCUGCAUGGAUGACGACCCGUCACGCCGAGGCCAGCCCUCAAAUCACACAAUCUAUGGUGUCGACAUGGCUAUCCUGGCUGGCGAUGCGCUCUUUCCCCUCGGCUUUCGCCACAUUGUCUCCCACACGCCUUCCGACCUCGUGCCUGAGUCCCGUCUCCUUCUUGUAAUUACAGAAAUUGCCCAAGCUGUAGGGUCAACUGGCAUGGCUGCUGGGCAGUUCCUUGACCUUGAGGGUGGGCCCAAUUCUGUUGAAUUCGUGCAAGAAAAGAAGUUUGGCGAAAUGGGUGAGUGUUCUGCAGUGUGUGGAGGAAUACUAGCUGGUGCUGAAGACGAUGAAUUACAGAGAUUGAGGAGGUAUGGGAGAGCUGUUGGGGUAUUGUAUCAGGUUGUGGAUGAUAUUUUGGAAGAGAAAAUGAGUAAAAAUGAAGAGAGGAAGAAGAAAGGGAAGAGUUAUGUGGGAGUGUAUGGGGUUGAGAAGGCAAUGGAGGUGGCAGAGGAGCUUAGGGCCAAAGCCAAGCAGGAAUUGGAUGGCUUUGAGAAGUACGGUGAGAGUGUGGCACCUCUUUACAGCUUUGUGGAUUAUGCAGCUGAUAGAGGUUUUAGUGUUGGUGAUGCAAGUUAUUAAUGGAUGGAAUUAUGGCCAAUGAUUCUGAUUUAGAUGAGGAGUCCAAGAUUUUGUGUCAGUACUUUGUGGUGGAUUAUUGUUGAUGUGUAGCCUCUAAGACUCGUUCUUUUCUUAUUUUGAUUUUACACUCAUAUUUAGCUCUUGUUCAAGAAUAUGAUGAGUUACCAUUA
Molecule: messenger RNA, 1392 nt
Organism: Alnus glutinosa
Lineage: Eukaryota; Viridiplantae; Streptophyta; Magnoliopsida; Fagales; Betulaceae
Product: heterodimeric geranylgeranyl pyrophosphate synthase small subunit, chloroplastic
Exons: 2
Coding region: 227-1222 (331 amino acids)
Biological process (GO): isoprenoid biosynthetic process
Molecular function (GO): prenyltransferase activity
Source: RefSeq, a predicted model, not a curated record